Apus apus (common swift) is the source of this 3525-nucleotide messenger RNA. It is a transcript of the gene BACE1, whose product is annotated as beta-secretase 1. The record is from RefSeq and is a predicted model, not a curated record. NCBI's taxonomy places the organism in Eukaryota, Metazoa, Chordata, Aves, Apodiformes, Apodidae. Gene Ontology annotation, biological process: amyloid-beta metabolic process; membrane protein ectodomain proteolysis. Gene Ontology annotation, cellular component: membrane; trans-Golgi network; endosome. The transcript has 9 exons. The coding region runs from base 113 to 1603 and encodes 496 amino acids. Gene Ontology annotation, molecular function: aspartic-type endopeptidase activity.
GCCGCGCCGCCAUGCCCGCCGCCCCGCUCGGCCCCGGCGCGGCCGCCCGGCCGAGGCGCGGGGCGCUGCGGGCCCGUUAGGUACCGUCCCCCCGGGGAGGAGGACCCCCGCGAUGGCUGCCGCCUGGCCCUGGCUGCUGCUGUGGCUGGGGGCGGCCGCCCUGCGCGCCCACCCGGCCCCGCCGCGCAUCCGGCUGCCGCUGCGGGGGGGCUCGGCCCUGCCGCCCGCCCCCCGGGCUCGCCGGGCACCGGAGGACGCCGAGCGGGGCGGCAGCUUCGUGGAGAUGAUCGACAACCUGCGCGGCAAGUCCGGGCAGGGCUACUACGUGGAGAUGACUGUGGGCAGCCCCCCGCAGAAGCUGAAUAUCCUGGUGGAUACAGGGAGCAGUAACUUCGCUGUGGGAGCAGCUCCUCACCCUUUCCUCCGGAGAUAUUACCAGAGGCAGCUGUCCAGCACCUACCGUGACCUGCGGAAGGGUGUGUACGUGCCCUACACCCAGGGCAAGUGGGAAGGGGAACUGGGCACCGACCUGGUCACCAUCCCCCACGGCCCCAACGUCACCGUCAGAGCCAACAUCGCUGCCAUCACCGAGUCGGACAAGUUCUUCAUCAACGGCUCCAACUGGGAGGGGAUCCUGGGGCUGGCCUACGCCGAGAUCGCCCGGCCUGACGACAGCCUGGAGCCCUUCUUUGACUCACUGGUGAAGCAGACCCGGGUGCCCAACAUCUUCUCCCUCCAGCUUUGUGGGGCAGGCUUCUCACCUAACGAGACAGAGGCCCUGGCAGCUGUGGGGGGCAGCAUGAUCAUCGGUGGCAUCGACCGCUCGCUCUAUGUGGGUGACAUCUGGUACACCCCCAUCCGGAAGGAGUGGUACUACGAGGUCAUCAUCGUCAAGCUGGAGGUUAAUGGGCAGGACCUGAACAUGGACUGCAAAGAGUACAACUAUGACAAGAGCAUUGUGGACAGCGGGACCACCAACCUCAGGCUGCCAAAGAAGGUGUUUGAAGCUGCAGUGAAAUCAAUCAAAACAGCUUCUUCGACCGAGAAGUUCCCGGAUGGCUUCUGGCUGGGGGAGCAGCUGGUUUGCUGGCAGGUCGGCACCACUCCCUGGCACAUCUUCCCCGUCCUGUCCCUCUAUCUGAUGGGGGAGGCCACCAACCAGUCCUUCCGGAUCACCAUCUUGCCCCAGCAAUACCUGCGCCCGGUGGAGGACGUGGCCACCUCUCAGGAUGACUGCUACAAGUUUGCCAUCUCCCAGUCCUCCACCGGCACCGUCAUGGGCGCUGUCAUCAUGGAGGGCUUCUACGUGGUCUUCGACCGCGCCCGCAAGCGCAUCGGCUUCGCGGUCAGCGCCUGCCACGUGCACGACGAGUUCCGGACGGCCGCGGUGGAGGGGCCCUACCUGCACUCCAACAUGGAGGACUGCGGCUACAACAUCCCGCAGACGGACGAGUCCACCCUGAUGACCAUCGCCUACGUGAUGGCCGCCAUCUGCGCCCUCUUCAUGCUGCCCCUCUGCCUGAUGGUGUUCCAGUGGCGCUGCUUCCGCUGCCUGCGGCGCGACCACGACGACUUCGCCGACGACAUCUCCCUGCUGAAGUGAGGGCGGAGCGGGGGCGGCGCCCGGGCGCAGGUGAGGCCGCCGGGCAGGGACAGGUGGGUCCUUUCCCGGGGGGUGCAGAGCCCCUGCUCGGGCAGGCCUGGCCUGGGGGUCUCGGUGCUGUCAGGGCCAGGAGCAGCUGUGGGACCUACAGCAAGGACGUGGCAGGGGGGAGCACAGCCACCCCACCCCGGGGCUGGGGCAGCUCCUCUGCUCUGGCACCAGGACGAGCUGUCCCAAGCUCCAUCCACCCUCCAGCCCUCCCCUUCCUGUCCCCUUUUACCCAUCCCUGUGCAGCUGCCCUUCUCAGCCCUCAGCCUGGCAUCUCCAUGCAGGGACACCUGCUGAGGUCACAUCUCCCUGCCCAGGACACUUGCUGAGGUCACCACAUCUCCUUGAAGUCUCAUCUCCUGAGCCUCCCAUCCACAGCCCCACAGGGCCAGCCCUGGGCAGGAUUUUCCCCCCCCGACCCUCCUGCUCCCCCACACCCCACUCGCUCCACCAUUCCCCACAGUGUUUUCCCUGCCCUCCCAUGCUGUGCUUCCACUGCCACCAGCCCCGGGACCCCCUGUGCCCACCCCCCAUUGGAAAGCCAUAGGGGAACCUGCACGGGCUGGUUCCCUCCCUGCCCCCCGCCAGCCCCGGUCACCCCGAUCCAUGUGUCCUCACCCCAGCUCCUGCUCCCAAGGCACUGGGCUGGCAGCCUGGGGACAGGCAGUGGGGACUGCAACAUUUCUACAUAUUUUAUUAUUUUUUUUUAAAACACGUGGUUGUAUUUAUUUCAUUAGUUGGUUUUUUUAUAACCAGAGUCCCCCGGUGGUGCCGCAGGGCGUGUACAUAGCAGGUCCCUCCCCUCCUCACCUGUACAAUAUAUGCAUAUAUCUCUAUUUUUAAUUGUAGCGCUGAAAGCCACCAUUCCAAACCCAACCUUAGGGGGUUUGGUCCCGUUUUUGUUUUGGGGUUGUUUUUUUUUUUAAUAUUUUUAGCCCUCUGCUCAUGCCCAGGGCCUUGGCUACAACCCAAGGCCAGGCUGGAAGCACUUUGUGGAUCAGAGGUGGUCUGAGCUGGUGUCAGAGGAGGUGACAGUGACGGAGGGACAAAGAAAGGGCAGGGCUGGAGCUCGGCAGGCCUGUGGUGAUCACCAAGCAGAAAUCUCACAACCCAAACCCUGCAGUGAAGUGUUUCUUUGGCAAAGCAGCACGGGAGGCAGCGUGUGAGGAGCAAACCCAGGGCACCCCACAACAGCCCCCAACCCUCCCAACCUCACUCCUAGUGCGAGCAGCACCCAGCUCCCCUGCUCCAAGCCUGCACCCACCCGGCCCUUCCUCCCCACCAGAGGGCCAUGCAGACCUCCACACCCUUGUGCCUGCCCCAGUCCCCUCUCCAGGACCCCCUGGGACUCUGUUGUGGACCACUGCCUUAAGCCACAGUGGGCAGCCUGUGCCCCAAGGCUGCAGCCAGGCAGCUCCUCCAGCCCCGUGGCCUGGCUGCCUCUCGCCCUGCCCGGCUGUGCCACAAACUGCAAAGCUGGGGGAGGGAAGAGGGGAAUCAAUCAAUUCUCUGGAAGAAGUGCAAGAUUUUAAGUGGUGCUGAGCACCUCAUCAUCCCACUGAAAUCCAUGGAGAAAGGGUUGGUAUGUCAGCCCGGCUUUAGGAGAAAGUCCAGGAGAGGGGAAACUAGGAACUGGAACAGGUUGGUUAUCCUGAGCUGCAGCGCAGCUGGAUGCGCUGGAUCCCGAGCGCUCCAUCCCCAGGGCCCAGCAUUCCAGCCAGGAAUGCCGGGUGGGAACUGCCCCGCGGGAGGGGCUGGGGAGCACAGGCUGUGGCUGUAGACUCCAGUACUCUUGUAACCUAUCGUCUAUGUAAGAACAAUGAAUGUUAACACUGUAAAUUAUUAUUACAUUAAAAAAAGGACCACAAAAACCA